AUGCUUCUGAAGCUGGUCUCCCUGCUGCUGGCCGCCGAGCUACACCUCGCUCUGGCCCAGCCGCCGGCACCUGCCGACUACGGAGCGCCGCCGCCCGCUGCCGCCGCCCUACCGCCUCCCGGGCCCCGACCCGGCCCUCCCCCCGGGCCGCCCCGCGGGGCCAGCGGCGUCGUGAGGCGCCUCGACCCGACCUACGCGGGGGGCGGUAAGGCGGGCUACGUCCUCUACGCCGGGGGCCAGCGCUUCCUCCUCGACCUGGAGCGCGACGAGGCGGUGGGGGCGCGGGCCGGCGGGCCGCCGCGCUGCUACUACCGCGGCACGGUGGACGGCAGCCCGCGUUCCCUGGCCGUCUUCAACCUCUGCGGCGGCCUCGACGGCUUCUUCGCCGUGGGCCGCUCCCGCUACACCGUCAGGCCGGCACGGCGCGGAGCGGAGGCGGGCGGCCCGCGGAUCUACGGUGAAGGUCCGGCCCGCGCCCCGCACCUCUUCCGCAGGGACCGCUUCAGCUUCGAGACGGUGCCGGCCCGCACCAGCUGCGAGACCCGCGACCCGGCCGGCGUGGCGGCGGUGGCGGCGGGGGACGAGCGGCGGCGGCGGCGGCGGCGGCGUCGCUCCGUCUCCCGGGCCCGGCAGGUGGAGCUGCUGCUGGUGGCCGACGCCUCCAUGGUCAGCAAGUACGGGAAGGGACUGCAGCACUACCUGCUCACCUUGGCCUCCAUCGCCUCCCGGCUCUACGCCCACGCCAGCCUGGAGAACCACGUCCGUCUGGCCGUGGUGAAGGUGGUGGCCCUGAGCGAGAAGGAGAAGGGGCUGGAGGUCAACAGGAACGCCGCCACCACCCUCAAGAACUUCUGCAAGUGGCAGCACCAGCACAAUCGCCUCGAUGACGACCACGACGAGCACUACGAUGCCGCCAUCCUUUUCACCCGCGAGGAUUUAUGUGGGCAUCAUUCAUGUGAUACUCUGGGAAUGGCAGACGUUGGGACCAUAUGCUCUCCUGAGCGCAGCUGUGCAGUGAUUGAAGAUGACGGCCUCCAUGCAGCUUUUACAGUGGCUCACGAAAUUGGGCACUUGCUUGGGCUUUCCCAUGAUGACUCCAAAUUUUGUGAGGAGAACUUUGGCUCCAUGGAAGACAAGCGCCUGAUGUCCUCCAUUCUGACUAGUAUCGAUGCUUCCAAGCCCUGGUCCAAGUGCACUUCAGCAACUAUAACAGAAUUUUUUGAUGAUGGUCAUGGUAACUGUUUGUUGGACCAACCAAGAAAGCAGAUCCUGGGCCCCGAGGAGCUUCCGGGACAGACCUAUGAUGCUAUUCGCCAGUGCAAACUGGCGUUUGGACCCGAGUACACAGUGUGUCCUGGUAUGGAUGUGUGCUCUCGCCUCUGGUGUGCAGUAGUGCGCCAGGGUCAGAUGGUUUGUCUGACUAAGAAGCUGCCUGCUGUGGAGGGAACACCAUGUGGAAAAGGGAGGAUCUGCCUCCAGGGAAAAUGUGUUGACAAAACCAAGAAGAAAUACUACUCAGCUUCAAGCCACGGUAACUGGGGGUCCUGGGGUCCCUGGGGACAGUGCUCCCGUACGUGUGGCGGUGGGGUUCAAUUUGCGCACCGCCACUGCAACAACCCGGCUCCCAGGAACAACGGCCGGUACUGCACCGGCAAGAGGGCCAUCUACCGCUCCUGCAACGUCACCCCCUGCCCACCCAACGCUAAAUCUUUUCGACAAGAGCAGUGUGAAGCAAGGAAUGGCUAUCAAUCUGAUGCUAAGGGUGUCAAGACGUUUGUUGAAUGGGUCCCCAAGUAUGCUGGAGUACUUCCUGGAGAUGUUUGCAAGCUCACCUGCCGAGCCAAAGGAACUGGUUAUUAUGUGGUGUUUUCUCAGAAGGUAACCGAUGGCACUGAGUGCCGGCCAUACAGCAACUCGGUCUGCGUCCGGGGAAAGUGCAUCCGAACUGGCUGUGAUGGCAUCAUCGGCUCAAAACUCCUGUACGACAAGUGUGGGGUGUGUGGAGGAGACAAUUCCAGCUGCACAAAAGUCAUGGGAACUUUUACCAAAAAGAGCAAAGGCUACACAGACGUUGUGAAAAUCCCAGAAGGGGCAACCCACAUCAAGGUUCGCCAGUUCAAGACUAAGGACCAGAGCAGGUUCACUGCCUACCUGGCCCUGAAGAAGAAAAAUGGUGAGUACCUCGUCAAUGGAAAAUACAUGAUCUCCACUUCGGAAACAAUCAUCGACAUCAACGGGACCGUCAUGAACUACAGUGGCUGGAGCCACAGGGAUGAUUUCUUGCACGCGAUGGGACACUCUGCCACCAAAGAGGUUCUCAUUGUGCAGAUCCUCGCAACGGAUCCUACCCAGCCGGUGGACGUGCGCUACAGUUUCUUUGUGCCAAAGAAGCAGGGGCAAAUGACUAACUCCGUCACCAGCAGUGGCAGCGGCGGCAGCGGCAAAAUGACUCCUCAGCUCACGCAGCCCCGCUGGGUUACAGGGCCGUGGCUUUCUUGCUCUCGAACGUGCGACACGGGAUGGCACACCAGGACCGUCCAGUGCAAAGAUGGGCAUGGAAAGCUAGCUAAGGGAUGUCUUCUCUCUCAGAGACCGUCAGCAUUUAAACAGUGCUUGCUGAAAAAGUGUUAACCUGUGGUUGGGAUCUUCUUUAAAGGAGGUUUGAUUAAGCCAUUGUUGACAUACUGGUAUUAGGUCUGCCCAGACAGAGAGAAGCAAAGGCUUCAAUGUACUUACAUACAGUCUCAAAUUAUGGGCAGAAUCUGCCUAUUUGGACCAAAUGAAGAUGUGCACUGCUUUAAAUAAUAGUAGAGUGAUCUUAAUAGGUCAAAAAAACCCGAAGUGUUAAAAGUUUUGAUAAGCCCUCGGUGUCUGCAAAAAUAUGACAUAAAAUAAUGCAAAGGAAGAAAAACUAGUGAAUGGAGGAUCCUGGGAUAGUUGAAGAUUGCAGAGUCAUCUCCCCUUUUUCACCUACCUCUAAUACAGUAUGUCCUUAGAAAAUGUCAUGUGUACCCAUGAUACCACAG
Colius striatus (speckled mousebird) is the source of this 3026-nucleotide messenger RNA. RefSeq names its product ADAM metallopeptidase with thrombospondin type 1 motif 5 (gene ADAMTS5). Gene Ontology annotation, molecular function: metalloendopeptidase activity. Gene Ontology annotation, biological process: extracellular matrix organization; proteolysis. The transcript has 8 exons. Bases 1 to 2631 code for a protein of 876 amino acids. Gene Ontology annotation, cellular component: extracellular matrix. Lineage: Eukaryota; Metazoa; Chordata; Aves; Coliiformes; Coliidae. The record is from RefSeq and is a predicted model, not a curated record.